AUGGUUCGCUACGCCGCCACCGAGAUCGAGUCGGGCAAGUCCGCCCGCGCCCGCGGCGCCUACCUCCGGGUUUCCUUCAAGAACACCCGCGAGACUGCCCAGGCCAUCAACGGCUGGAAGCUGACCCGCGCCGUCACCUUCCUCGAGAACGUCUGCGAGAAGAAGGAGGCCGUCCCCUUCCGCCGGUACGCUGGCUCCAUCGGCCGCACUGCCCAAGGCAAGGCUUUCGGUGUCACCAAGGCCCGCUGGCCCGUCAAGUCCGCCGAGCACCUCCUCGGCCUCCUCAAGAACGCCGAGUCCAACGCUGAUGCCAAGGGUCUCGACACCUCCAACUUGAUCGUCAAGCACAUCCAGGUCAACCAGGCCCCCAAGCAGCGCAGACGGACUUACCGUGCCCACGGUCGUAUCAACCCUUACAUGUCCAACCCCUGCCACAUCGAGCUCAUCCUGACCGAGGGUGAGGAGGUUGUCCAGAAGUCCGAGGCUGUUGUUGGCCGUGACUCUGCCCACCUUUCUUCCAGACAACGCGGCUCUCGCCUCCGGAAGGCUAUCACCUCGGCGUAA
Microdochium trichocladiopsis is the source of this 564-nucleotide messenger RNA. RefSeq names its product ribosomal protein L22. Lineage: Eukaryota; Fungi; Ascomycota; Sordariomycetes; Xylariales; Microdochiaceae. The record is from RefSeq and is a predicted model, not a curated record. Gene Ontology annotation, biological process: cytoplasmic translation. The coding region runs from base 1 to 564 and encodes 187 amino acids. Gene Ontology annotation, molecular function: structural constituent of ribosome. The transcript is spliced from 4 exons. Gene Ontology annotation, cellular component: ribosome; cytosolic large ribosomal subunit.